This is a messenger RNA of Monodelphis domestica (gray short-tailed opossum), 1572 nucleotides long. The record is from RefSeq and is a predicted model, not a curated record. Lineage: Eukaryota; Metazoa; Chordata; Mammalia; Didelphimorphia; Didelphidae.
UGGCUGCCUGCGAGGGGCCGGGCGGGAAGGGAGGAGCCAGCCCACAGACAGCUUUUGGGUCACAUCUGCGGGAUCCCGAGGUGCCUUAGCUAACAGGCUAGGAAAGCUCUACGCACGCGGGGCCGAGCUGGAAUCUGCAGCCGAUCAGUGAGCUGAGGCAACCCCAUCCGGUACAAAUAUGUCCUUUAUCCCCGUGGCCGAGAACUCGGAUUUCCCCAUUCAGAACCUGCCGUACGGAGUCUUCUCCACGCCAGAGAGCAAGUUGUGACUUGCGGAGAUCAUCUAGGAAGAUAGAGAUGGAGCUGGGAAGAGACCCCAAUCUAAUCCUCAUUUUAUAGCCAAGACAAAGAAUUGGUGUGGCGAUUGGAGACCAGAUAUUGGAUCUCAGUGUGAUUAAGCACCUAUUCAAUGGUCCUGUUCUUUCCCAUCACCAGGAUGUCUUUGAGCAGCCAACUCUUAAUAGAUUCAUGGGCUUGGGUUAUGCUGCUUGGAAGGAGGCAAGAAUGUACCUGCAGAACCUGCUUUCAGCUGGGAAAGCAACUUUGAGAGAUGAUGCUGUUCUACGGAAACGUGCAUUUACACCUCAGGCCUCUGCCACAAUGCACUUGCCAGCCACCAUUGGAGAUUACACUGACUUUUAUUCUUCUCGACAACAUGCUACCAAUGUUGGAAUCAUGUUCAGAGGGAAGGAAAAUGCUUUGAUGCCUAACUGGCUGCACUUGCCAGUGGGAUAUCAUGGACGAGCUUCCUCUGUGGUGGUAUCAGGCACGCCACUACGAAGACCUGCAGGACAAUUGUGCCCUGAUGAAAGCAAGCCUCCAGUACAGGGUGUUUCUAAACUUUUGGACUUUGAGUUGGAAAUGGCAUUCUUUGUAGGCCCUGGAAACAAACUUGGAGAACCAAUUCCCAUUAAUAAAGCCCAUGAGCAUAUUUUUGGAAUGGUCCUCAUGAACGACUGGAGUGCUCGGGAUAUCCAGAAGUGGGAGUAUGUUCCUCUAGGACCAUUCUUGGGGAAGAGCUUUGGAACAACCAUCUCCCCGUGGGUGGUGCCUAUGGAAGCACUCAUGCCAUUCACAUUGCCUAACCCAGUUCAGGAGCCUAAGCCUCUGCCUUAUCUCUGUCAUGAAGAGCCCUAUACGUUUGACAUCAAUCUCUUUGUUGCCCUGAAAGGGGAAGGAAUGAACCAACCAGUUACAAUAUGCAGAUCUAAUUUUAAGCACAUGUACUGGACGAUGAAGCAACAGCUUGUUCACCACACCAUCAAUGGCUGCAAUCUCCAACCUGGAGAUCUCUUGGCAUCUGGAACCAUUAGUGGGCCUAAUCCUGAAAACUUUGGGUCCAUGUUGGAAUUAUCAUGGCGGGGAACUAAGGUCAUCGAUCUUGGCAAUGGACAAACCAGAAAAUUUCUGCAAGAUGGAGAUGAAGUUAUUAUAACAGGAUACUGCCUUGGUAAUGGUUAUCGCAUUGGAUUUGGCCAGUGUACUGGAAAAAUACUUCCAGCAUCUUCAGUGUUAUGAAACUUUCACAUCUGAUGUAAAGAUGAAAUAAAAAGAAUUUCAGUCUCUCUUCCAA